Anastrepha obliqua is the source of this 3708-nucleotide messenger RNA. RefSeq lists its product as uncharacterized. NCBI's taxonomy places the organism in Eukaryota, Metazoa, Arthropoda, Insecta, Diptera, Tephritidae. The transcript has 2 exons. The record is from RefSeq and is a predicted model, not a curated record. The coding region runs from base 1 to 3417 and encodes 1138 amino acids.
AUGAAAAUUCUUUUUGUGCUGCUGCUGUGCGUUGUCACAGCGCUCGCAGCUACUCAUGUUAAUAUUUCGAUUGCUCAACAACCGGCCACAAAUCCUGCCGAUGUCACUUAUUUGGAGGGCACCGCACCUGAGGAGCUGAAAGCGGGCCCAGCGAAGAAAACGAACGUUGAUGAACGUAUUGCCAGGUUGCGCGUGGCUGAGGAAAGUGAUAAUAAUGGAAAUGUUCAGAUGAGUAGCGAACAAAAACAAGAAGUUUCGAGUUUCGAUAAUAAUUCGAAACCAGCUCAGCAGAUUCAACAGAACGCGGAGCCAUCAAAGCAGCAACAGCGGUUUUAUGGACGUAUACGGCAGUCGAAUCGCCAGAGUCAAUUUCGGCAAGCGAAUGCUCAGGAAAAACAGAACCAGGAGUUCGAGCGUUAUAUACAAAACUAUCAUAGUGGCCCGACUGUAGAAACGGUAUUUGAGACUGCCGAUCAUUCCCCUUCGGCGCGUUAUGAGUACUCUUCUUCGUCAUCAUCUUCCUCUAGCCCCGCGCGUAUUAUUGCUGCCGGUGCGCAACCUGAACAACAACAACAUACCUUCGAAAGACAAGUUGCUCUUCCCGCUGCUGUAACCUCAUCAUCGUCAGCGCCAGUGGAGGAGCACUCGAAGUCGGCUCCAGAUGCCAAGAUUCAAAUAUCACCUGCUACAGUUGCGGCACCAGCUGCAGUACCAACCCCCGUUGCAGUGCAUGCUUCGUCACCAGCUGUUUCGCAUCCUUCUUCAUCCGUUGUGCCAUCUCUCUCCUCAAAAACUGAUACUGCUGUAAUUAGCGGUGGAAGUGAUGGUGGUAAAUUAGGUGUUGGUGGUUCGUUUGGUGCUAGUUUUGCGGGUGCUGGCUCUGGUGGUCAUGGCGUGACCUAUAGAGUAGCUGGAGGUGGCAGUUAUGAUCAACCAAAUUUCGAUAUUGGAACGAGCUACAGCAAACCGGAUUAUGACCAGCCAAGCUAUAAUUAUGGUCAUGCAGAUGCAGGCGGUUUUCUUAAUCAAUAUCCGCCAUCUGUAGACGAGCCCGCAGGUGGUUAUGAUGGUUUCUAUGGUAGCCAAGAACACGAGUACCACCCGAAUGGUGGCUAUUUACCUUCUCCACCUAUUUAUCAACGCCCAAUGGUUACAAAAACUAUACAAAUCGCUCAACCCGCGCUUAAAGCAAAAAAAUUUGAGGUUCGUCAUCCGGCUAUACAAAAGGAAUUCUAUGACAUCGAAGAACGUGUUGUGAUUAAGCCUGCUGGAACCAUAGUUGUGGAGUUGGAACAUCCAGUUGCAAAAAUACCAAGGGGCGAAACCGUGCUUCCCCUUGGCCACCCUCAUCCCGCAAUUGCUGCGCAAUAUAAUUUAAAUAGUGAUGCAGAUAUUGAGACUGAAUCAUCCAGUGCAGGUUCUUAUAACAACGGUGUACGAUCAAGCUCCAAUCAAGUAUAUGCAUCUCCUUCUAGAAAACAAUCUGCACCAGUUGUUGGCAGUACGCACAUUGGUUCUACUGUUACUUCUACUCCAACAAAUAACCAAAACGCCAAGCGAGAUUUUGUGGAAGCUAACCUGCGGAAACAGUAUGGAGAGGAAGCACAACAUCUAGCCACAACUGACAAUGCGCUACGUGAACAAAAGCCACGCGCUAAAGAUCUCUACAUUCCCGCUGAUACUCACGGAAAUCAACGUCAAACACCUAAUAGGAGUUUCUCUCCCAACUCGUUUAGACGUGAAGAGAGUAUUUAUCAGCGCCCAGCUCGUGUUGAAGUAAAGAACAAGGAUGAGACAUAUCGAUCCGCGUUUUCGAAGAACGAAGAACAGUCUUUAAAUAAUAAUGCACCUGAAUUUGACGACGAUGACUAUAAAGGUGAAUAUAUAACUGGCAACUUUUAUAGCUCAGUUAACAAAGAUUUAAAACCCGCACGUUUGCAAGAGGAGCCGAGGAAGAGUGAGCGUAUUACUGCUGAGCCGCGCAUGCAAAUCAUAAAACACGAGCACACCAUUAACAUCCCACCAUCUCAACACAAUAUUUAUCUGGCACCUAGUCGUUUUCAAGAGCGCCCACUACUCGUACAGGAGCAACGCAAACAAGCACCGUCACCAAAGCAACAGCCAGUCCGCUUAGAAGAGGAGACUGCUCAGGUACGUGAGGUCAAACCAUUCUUGGAUCAACAACGUGACGGCGUAGUGGUAUACGCGGUACCUGUGAGACGACCAGUGGCGACACAACAGCGUUAUAUACAAAAUGAACGUCGGCAGCCUCAAUCAGUUUCACAGCAACGCUCUUACAGUCAAUUACGCUAUGACCCCGAUGCCGAUGUGGAUGCAUCAGUGGAGUAUAGUGCACCUUACUCACAUAUGCGCUUUGAUCCUAAAGAAUCUGCACGGCUUACCGCAGAUGUAGAAUUUAAUCAAAAAACAAAAGGGAAUGUACCGGAAAGAACUGUCACAAUACACUAUAAUCGUGGUCCUGAGUCAAAUGCCCGUCUAGUUGCACAAAAUAAAUCAGAGUCUGAUGAAAAGGAGUCCCCAAAAGUAGUAGCACUCAAAGAAGAUGUUAGAUCGGAACUGCGACCACUGGCACAUAUUCAAUUACGAGUUCCAAAUGGACCACAAGAAGCUGACGAACCAAUCAGAGUUAUGUCUUCAAUCCAUCCUCCUAGGGAACAGAGCCGCACAACAUAUUCUCGACAAACAGCAGCAAAACAAACCGUUGACGAUCAAGUAGAACAAGUAAAUGCCGAACCCGCGGCCAUCCAAAGUGAUAAUCAGGAACAAGAUGUGUUACGCUCAGAGAAUGUCGUAAUACAACCGGACUGCGUUCAAGCCACAGAAAAAGUGAGUGCUCGUUAUGAAAGCAAUCCACAAAAUGAGGACAACUCACAGUAUGCUGAAGAACAACGUGACAGAGAACCAGUUAAAUCUCUCCGCUUAAUAGACACUAGCAAUUCAAAUGCAAAUGGCCAGGAAAACGUCAAACCAGAAAGUUCUAAUAUUCAAGCGGAGAACGUUGAUACAAAUGUUAAAGAAGCAACACAGCCAGGUUCACGUGUUAUUGCCGCUAACCCAGCGCCCAACGAUGCCUCCGCUACCAGUGAGACAUUCCACAAACGCCGCAUUGUUGUCAACCAUCCUUUUCAGACGGUACGCGAAGUAGUUGAGCACGAACCCAUCACAAAUUAUCAUCAAAUACAAGUUCAUGAGCCGGCGUCACCAGCGUCGGCGUACAACAAGGCGCCCUACUUUGCUCCUAACGGUGCUUUGCGUGUGCCAGUUAUGUAUCAUCAUGCAUCCGGAGCAUCGCACGGCAAUCUAGUUUACGCCUUGCCCGAUGCAAUUCCUGUGCACGAAGACACAGCCGAAGUGGAACCGACGUAUCAGCAAAAGCGUCAACGUGCGCGAGCUUAAGAGAGAAGAAACAAUAAUGUGGCUAAUUGUUGUUGUUAUUGUAGCGUUUGUUGUUGCCAUUAAUUAAGGAUAUUAAGGGUAUUACAUUUAGGAGCAUAAACACACGUAAUAUUAAUUUUUUACAAUACUUUAGAAAUAAGAUGCAAUUUUAACCGAUUCCACUAAGGUUGAUGGGGUAAACUACACUAAUGAUUUCCAGACAGCGUGUAUGCGCUUUCCUCAUUUAAGUACAUGAACUUCAUGUUUAAGUUGACGAAUAAAAUGCUUAAUGCUCAAACGAUUGUUUAAAAA